Penicillium verrucosum is the source of this 1218-nucleotide messenger RNA. RefSeq lists its product as uncharacterized. The record is from RefSeq and is a predicted model, not a curated record. The coding region runs from base 1 to 1218 and encodes 405 amino acids. Lineage: Eukaryota; Fungi; Ascomycota; Eurotiomycetes; Eurotiales; Aspergillaceae. The transcript has 2 exons.
AUGAAAACACUAAUGUGUGCCGAUGAUAUGACCUGGGAAUUUGCCGAGAAAAUAUCUCACAACUGGCUGCUUCAAUUCCUGAAACUUGACAUCAAGAAACCGAUCGCGAUGUUCAUCCUCCAACGCCAAAGAGGUGAUGGUCCCGAGUUUGCUAUACUCGAAAAGGGUUCCUAUAAUAUCUCCUUACGGAUGAAGUACAAAAACCAUGCUGUUGUCAUACGGCUAUGCCAGCCCGGUGCCGUAUUUUUCCCUAAGGAAAAAGUUGCGAACGAAGUUGCCACGAUGCGAUUUCUUACAGACCAGACAUCGAUACCUGUUCCAUUCAUUCUUGACUCGGGCACGAAGAAGGAAAGCCCCCUUGAACUAAGUCCAUUUAUUAUGAUGGAAUACAUCGAACACAAAACAAAUAUAUACGACGCUCUCAAUACCCCUGGAUGCCCGAAAAGGGAACGUAGAAUUCUAGAUCUAAACAUCGACGAUAAUAAGCUUGAGUCUUUAUAUGGUCAGCUAGCGGGUGUUCUACUUCAGCUGUCGAAGAUUUCUUUUCCUCGUAUAGGAUCUCUUACCCAGGUCGAUGAAUUCACCUGGGAAGUAUCGCGCCGACCCUUAUCAAUGAAUAUAAAUAAACUGUGUGACGAUUUACGACCGGGAAAUGUACUGCUCCACGAAAAUAUGCAAAUUGCUAGAGUGGUAGAUUGGGAGUUCACAUAUGCGGCACCAGUUGAGUUCUCCCACGCACCGCCUUGGUGGUUGCUCAUCGAAAAGCCCGAGCUUUGGCCAAAUGGCAUGGACGACUGGGAAAUUGUGUUUAAUCAUCGCUUGAAGAUGUUUCUUAGAGCGAUGAAAAGCCGCGAGGACACGGAGAUUCAAAAAGGUCAUAUGAAAGAGAACCAACGCCUGUCUAGCCAUAUGCAACGGAGCUGGGACAGCGGAAAUUUCUGGAUCGUGUACGCAGCGUUGAAUAGUUUCGCAUUUGACGCAAUCUACUGGAAGAAAAUUGAUCCCUUGUUUUUCGGGGCUGCUCAAAGUCCUGUGAGCAGCCCCGAGACAGCUUGGAAAGAGAGGCUCGGCCUACUAGGUGAGAAGGAAAUAGAGGAGAUGGAAGAACUUGUUGUUCGGAAGCUGGAGGAGAAAGAAACCAGGAUUCUGAAAUGGGACCCGGAUGAGUAUACUGUUGAAGCAAUAGCGAAAGCGGCUGAAGUGGAUAGAGCCCAUUAG